AAGCCCUCACAAUCUAUCUUUUCCUAAUUAUUCUAUUUUUCUCUCUCUAUAUGUUAAAACACAAAGUUCGCCAUGAUUAACUUGCCAAUAUCUCUCAGACAUUCUUCUUUAACCCUUUUCAAACAAGCCAUCUCUGCUAAUUCUCGUGUUUUUCUCUGAAACAAACCCCUUUUCCUCCUCUGCUUAGUAUUAUAAUUUUGUUUUGAAUUUGCAGGAGAUAAGUAAUUAAUCAAAUCAAAUGGGUGGUGGAGAGAGAAGUAUGCUUCACUUUCCACACCUGCAUAUUAAUCAAGGUGGAAAGAGUAGUAAACAGGGUAAAAGAGAUGUGCCGAAAGGAUACCUGGCGAUAAAAGUAGGCCAAGCAGAGGAAGAACAAGAGCGAUUCAUCGUCCCUGUUUCUUACUUCAAUCAUCCGCUUUUCAUUCAAUUACUCAAAGAGGCUGAGGAGGUUUAUGGAUUUCAUCACAAGGGAACAAUUACUAUUCCUUGUCAGGUAGAACAAUUCCGGUCCGUUCAAGGCAAAAUUGAUAAACAUCAGCACCAACACCACCUUCAUGUUCCCUGUUUUAGGGCAUGAGAUCCUAAUUAGUUUUUUUAUUUUUUAUGUUGCUUUUGGUGGAGGCUGUUAGUGAUAAUGACGACAAACUUUUUCUGUUUCUCGAUGGUUUGUUAUGCGUGACUGGAUUUGUUAGCUGAAGUAAUAUAGUGAAAUGGAAUUUUCGUUA
This is a messenger RNA of Solanum dulcamara, 725 nucleotides long. RefSeq names its product auxin-responsive protein SAUR32-like. Bases 239 to 577 code for a protein of 112 amino acids. The record is from RefSeq and is a predicted model, not a curated record. NCBI's taxonomy places the organism in Eukaryota, Viridiplantae, Streptophyta, Magnoliopsida, Solanales, Solanaceae. The transcript has a single exon. Gene Ontology annotation, biological process: response to auxin.